This is a messenger RNA of Closterium sp. NIES-67, 1279 nucleotides long. The record is from the annotation of a GenBank genome assembly. NCBI's taxonomy places the organism in Eukaryota, Viridiplantae, Streptophyta, Zygnematophyceae, Desmidiales, Closteriaceae.
UGCAUCCAAGGCUGCCAGAGGGUGGUCUGCGCCGCAUCAUCCUCACCGCCUCCGGUGGCGCCUUCAGGGACUGGCCCGUGGAGAAGCUCAAGGACGUGAAGCCGGCGGACGCACUGAAGCACCCCAACUGGAGCAUGGGGCGCAAGAUCACCGUGGACUCCGCCACCCUCAUGAACAAGGGGCUGGAGGUGAUUGAGGCGCACUACCUGUUUGGCGCGGACUACGACAACAUCGACAUCGUCAUCCACCCGCAGAGCAUCAUCCACUCCAUGGUGGAGACGCAGGACUCGUCGGUGCUGGCGCAGCUGGGGUGGCCCGACAUGCGCCUGCCCAUCCUCUACACGCUCUCCUGGCCCGACCGCGUGCCCACCUCCGAGAUCACCUGGCCCCGCCUUGACUUCAUCAAGAUGGGCGACUUGACGUUCCGGGAGCCCAACCGCGACAAGUACCCGUCCAUGGACCUGUCAUACGCGGCGGGGGGCAGGCGGUACCAUGACGGGCGUGCUGAGUGCGGCCAACGAGGCAGGCGGUGGAGAUGUUUCUCGACGACAAAAUCUCCUACCUGGACAUCUGCCGGGUCAUCGAGAGCACAUGCGACCGCCACCGCAACGACCUGUGGUAGCGCCGUCGCUGGAGGACAUCGUGCACUUCGACCAAUGGGCGCGCGUCUACGCCGCUGAGGUGGCGUCCAAGCUCAGCACCGUCUCUGUCUGAAACCGCGCAGGGCAAGCCAAUUGCACUUCCUUCACUCUGGAUACCGGUAGAUGACAGUUUUGGGAUAGCUUUUACUUGUAGCUAAUAUAUGUAGCAAUAUGUUUAUCAUGACCGGGUGUAUCGGUUUUAGUUCUAUUCUACUACCGUAUGAGUCGCAAAUUUCGCGCCUGUGCCUCUUCCUAUCCCUGCAACGUUAUUCAUCCCAACACGAUCGUCCACGCGUUAGUCCGACAUCUGUAGUCCCUCCCGGGGAACACGUCCGAGGUGCUAGAAAACUUGCCAACACGAGUAGGCGGUAGAGAACUGUCCCCGAGUCGCGAUCGCGCCACCCGCGUCUCCACGUAGCUGUCCUCCGCACUCCUCGCCGCCGCACUCCGCGCACCCAAUUCACAAUGCCUCCAGGUCCCGAGCGUCGCAUCGGCGGUCGCCUGCCCUAUGGCUCGUCGCACGCCGCCAUGUCGUACGGCGCGCCCUUCGUCGCCACGUCCGCGCCCAAGCCGCAGCCCGCUGCGCGCCAAGCGCCAGGCGGGGAGGGAUCGGGCAGGGGGGAGGCAGGCGGACUCAG